UCUACGAGGAGUGGUAGUGUUUUCCUUUCCUAUCAUUUUAGGGAUAUUAUCUCGUAGGAUGCCAAAUAUUCCUUUAGUAUAAACCAAGAAGAUAAAAUGCAGAGCUAUGACAAGAUGAAGAAGCACCUUUUUCGGGUGAAACAGCUUGCAGAUCAAACCGUUGGCAGGGCCGAGAAGACAGAAGUUCUCACCGAAGACCUGGUGACUACCGAGAAGCGAGUGAAGCUGCUCGAGCAGUCAUGCGGCACCACGUGCAAGAAGCUGUCGCAGAUGCUGAGCUAUCACCAGGGCAGCGAGAAAGAUCCAGAGAAACGUCUGAGAAAGCUUCCAGAGUGGCAGGUGUCCUGUCAGCUACAAGAAAACGGAUCCCUACUGGCGGACGGUCUCGGACUGCUCGCGAACAUGUAUCAGUUGUGUGGGGAAGGCUAUUCUGGCUUAGCAAAAGAGAGAAUGCUGGGAGAGAUGGAGGUGGAAAGUCAAGUGCUUAUGCCUUUCAGUGAGUUCCUGGAGGUUGAUUUUCCAAACAUUGCCAAGCUAAAGAAACACCUCAACAAGUUGACAUUGGACAUGGAUGCAGUUAAAACUAGGUACCAGAGCACUGCACGACAGACGACGCAGAUUGCCCCUAACAACAUGGCGGCACAUCAGCAGAAGGUUGACCAAUUAAAGCUGGAGCAAGAAGAAGCUCAGGCUCGGGUUGAGCAAAGCAAGGAUAACCUUGCAACAGAGCUGUACAAACUCUGCUCAAGGCAGGCUGAGUUUGGACGUCUUCUCGUUAAGAGUGUCGAACUUCAACGUGAAUACCACACCAGAGCUCUGAAAAGCUUGGAAGAUCUCAUGCCAAAACUACAACACUGGGAAGGAAUGUUCCUCCAGAAGCCAGUAUAUGACGUACUGCUGGAGGAUCACUUGAAGGCGACCAACAGAGAGAUAGCGGAAGUGAUAGAGGAGUGUGUGUGCGCCAUACUGGACCUUGGCGUAUCGGAGGAGGGUCUCUUCAGAAUCGCGGGUAGCGCGGCGAAGAUCAAGAAGCUGCGUGCGGAGUUUGACAGCGGCACGCCCGACCUGACGGACUACGACAUUCACUGUGUCUGUGGCGCCCUGAAGCUGUACCUGCGCAUACUCCCCGAGCCACUGCUCACAUUCACCCACUACGACGAAUGGAUGAACGCGAAUAGGUUAGAGGAUCCUGACAAGCGAUUGCAAGCACUAUGGACAGUCUGUAAUAAACUACCAAGAUGUAAUUAUAACAACUUUAAAUACCUAAUCAAGUUCCUUGCCAAAGUAGCUGCAGAAUCAGAUCUUAACAAGAUGACGCCAAGUAACAUUGCUAUCGUGUUUGGUCCCAAUCUCAUCUACGCCGACAACAACGAUGGGAUGAAUGUCCAUACGUCAGGGCAACAGAGCCUGAUCAUCGAGACAUUCAUCAGUCAUGCAGAUUGGUUCUUUCCUGGCGAUAUCAAGUUUAGGGUAACUCCUGAGUCUGUUCGUGAAGCGAGGAAAGGUCCCGUAGUGCCAUUAGAAUCACCGCCUGUUGAUGUCAAAGGUCACACCCGGCAACCUUCCCAGGAUUCAUUUGGAAAUCCAGUAGAGAGCAGUAGUAAUAUGCACGAAGAGCCCUUCAGUAUUAACCAGUCACAGCGGCCUAUCAGCACCUGUGGGAGUUUACGUAAAGCUCCCCCUGUCGCCGCCAAACCGUCCGCGCUCACGAUGAGGGCAGCACCUCCCAUACCUCCGCGCACUGACAGCACUAAUGGCAUGUUUGCAUGGAGCCUCGAUCGUUGGCAGCGCCGCAUGUACGCAGGGGACAAAAGCUCGCUGGAGCGGCAUCAGCAGCCGUGCGCCGGCGGCGACGAGGGGGCCGAGAUCUCCAACGUAAGCGACACGAAGCAGCGCCCCCUGCUGUUGUCUGAGCCGCCGGCGGGGCACUCGCAGCGGCCGUUCGUGCCGGCGCAGCCCGACCUGAUCCAGUUCAUAGAUCAGGGCGUAGGACACGACAGACCACCGAUUCCCGAGCGGUUAUCACCGUCAGAGAGGCAUGCACCACCUCCACCAUCGACCUCUGCGGAGGAAUCUCCUGAUCACAGGUCACCGCCAGUGUGGAAAUUGCAGCAGUUGGGCGGCCCUCCAUCGCAAGCUCCUCCAGCCGUGCCACAGCAGUACCGACACCAAUGAGCGCGAUGGGCAGGUGCCGCCAUCUGUUGGCAAUAACUUGCAAUGCUCGCAGAUUGUUUGUAUAGAUUUUAUAAGACUUGCGACGGCUGGCGUGCGCAAGCAUUGUUGCCUGCUUGCUGUCUGAUAUAUUAUAGUAGCAAGUAUAACAUCUAUCAUGUUAAAUUGUACACACAAAUCAUGAACAGCAUAAGAUUUAUUGUACCUGUAACUAUUUACACAUGGUUGGAAUGCCAUGAGAAUUUAGCAUAGAUCAUUUACUGAAAAACCAUUACACAAGUAUAAAUUAAUAAUGAAUAUUUUAACUAUAUUAUGAAUAAUAAGUUAAAACUUUAAGAAAUUGCGUUCUAAUAGGUAAUGAUGAGCAUUAUAAUGAAAAUAUUUUAUGUUAUAAAGGCAUUAACUAACUAAAAGUCAGUCCAGUUUCUCUAUUCACAGCAUACAGAUAACAAAAUGAAAUAUUUAAGGGGCCUUAAUAUAAUGACAAAGCUUUGGCACUUUUUUCACGAUUAUCAUCUUCAUGUUAUGCUUCAUUGUACAGAGCCGUAUACAGUGUCUAUGUAUAUUUAUUCUUUUUUUGCCAAGAUCGGUUAUGCACUUAUUCAAUUGUCAGAAUAUAGCAGUUUAUAGAGAAUAUAUUGCAUUCGAUGAUAAAGGCAUUGAAAUAUGUAUUGAGCCAUGCAUAUUAGUUAUAAUUUUGAAACUCUUGCCAGUUGCUACAGGAAGUGUUGUAGCAGCCAUGUUGUAGCUGCAUUUCUCUCUCACACACACACACAUAUAUAUAUCUAUGUACGUAGGUCAGAGAACUUUAGUGUUACAUAGUUCUGCCCGUGAGGUUGUGAGAUAGGAAAAUUUUCACAUUGGCCGUAGAUUUUCUAAGAAUGUGAGCAAACGGUAUUUGCGUUUGAAAAGAUAUAUAGCUAGAAAGCAGCAUCGGGUUUACGUUGCCAACAAUUGUCUUACCUGAGUGUUUUUGUUUAAUCUGUACCUGAAACACGUUUACCCGUUGCUAACGAAUUGUUUAUCGUUUUGUCGCUAACUCUUUCAUCUAACAGUUUAAUCGUCCUAUUGAAACCGUACGUAUUUGCAUUAUUUAUACUGUCAAGGCAGCUAACUCUGAACAUUUUAAGUCGUCCACACACGUCACUCUCAGUCGUGGACUAGGAAAUAAUCACAUAUCAAUAUAUCAUAUUGGUUAACUUUUAUCCCAUGUGCAGCCGCUUGUGAAAUGGCUCUAUCUGCGUCGCAUGUGUAGUUUUACGCUAACGGUUACGCUGUACUUGUGAUAGGAACUAGUACCUUGUCAUUGCUACGUUGCUAGCGAAGAGCAACUUUCUGCAUCUGUGAUGACGCGUGCUUGUAAGAGGCUCCUCCCCGAGUACUCGCCUUGUUCGAGUCGGUUCGUUCUGUUUGUUAUCGAGUGACAAAGCAUUUGUAAUAUAUAUAGCAGAUGCACUGCAACUUGAGUGCAGCUGUCAGUGUGCAGUGCACACUGACGGCUGCACUGUGCAGCGAGAAGUGGCGUGAGGUUAUUUGGUUUGCGAAUGAAAUUGUCAUGCAAUUAAAAUUAGCAUAUCGCGGGAAAAAAACAUGUUUACUCUUAUGAAAACA
Messenger RNA from Priapulus caudatus, 3783 nucleotides. Its product is annotated as rho GTPase-activating protein 44-like. Gene Ontology annotation, molecular function: GTPase activator activity; protein binding. The record is from RefSeq and is a predicted model, not a curated record. NCBI's taxonomy places the organism in Eukaryota, Metazoa, Priapulida, Priapulimorpha, Priapulimorphida, Priapulidae. The transcript has 16 exons. Gene Ontology annotation, cellular component: intracellular anatomical structure; cytoplasm. Bases 97 to 2175 code for a protein of 692 amino acids. Gene Ontology annotation, biological process: signal transduction; regulation of Rac protein signal transduction; regulation of actin cytoskeleton organization.